Messenger RNA from Daldinia childiae, 1065 nucleotides. Its product is annotated as Actin-depolymerizing factor gmf1. Gene Ontology annotation, molecular function: Arp2/3 complex binding; actin binding. Gene Ontology annotation, cellular component: actin cortical patch. The transcript is spliced from 5 exons. The record is from RefSeq and is a predicted model, not a curated record. Gene Ontology annotation, biological process: actin filament debranching; negative regulation of Arp2/3 complex-mediated actin nucleation. Lineage: Eukaryota; Fungi; Ascomycota; Sordariomycetes; Xylariales; Hypoxylaceae. The coding region runs from base 1 to 1065 and encodes 354 amino acids.
AUGGAGACCCGACGACGAAUGGUCCAGCCAGUAAGCAGUCGACAGUGGCAGAUUGCCAAAAUCGCGCUGCAGUCUACCUCGGUCGUGUUUUGCAUUAUAGUCAUUGGGGUCAGUGUUGGAAAGACGUGGGAAGGCGAUUACGGCGUGGGAAUACUGACGGUACCUGUCACCGCUGCGACGGCGGGCUGGACGAUCGCCGAGCUUGUGACUCUUUUUAUCCGGAAGCGGAGAGGCUCACCAGGUCGUGGAAUUCACCCCGGCGCCCACGUCGGCGUGCAGCUUAUCAUAUUCCUGGCGAUGAUCUAUGUGCUGUUCUAUUCGUGUAUGCUGUGGAGGAGUGUCCAGAACAGCAUUGUACGGUGCAACGAAUGGGAACGUGAUCCUAACGAUCCGGACUGGGUCAUCGAGAAUUACUCCGAAACCGACUGGCGUGGGAAUUCUAUCUACACCAUGUCGUAUUACUGUCCGGAGAGGAACCGCAUUCUCGUCAAUAGCAAGUCGUUUCAGUCAGCCGUACAGGCUCUUAUUGCGUUCUGUGGUCUAUUAUGGGCUAUACACUUCAGUCUUUUCGUUCGGGCAUGCGUCGAAACGCAACGACGAAAUAGGAUCCGUCCUGCUGCAGUGGUAUACCCGCCGGCGAGCUCCGAAGCAAGACUCUAUACCUUCUCUCAGGAGACCAAAGACCACCUACGAAAGUUCCGCUUAACUACAUCAAGAGCCAGUGGGCCGCAAGCUGUGAUCUAUUACAUCGACAAGAAGACGUAUGAAAUUAAGCAAGAUGAAGAUAAGGUAGUAUACAAGUCUCUCGACGAAAUUGCCGACGACUUGCCUGAUAAUUCACCGCGCUAUAUUCUUCUAAGCUAUCCUUUGACUCUGCCAUCCGGCCGCAUGUCUGUACCCUACGUCCUCCUGUAUUACCUACCGAAUACAUGUAAUUCGGAGAGUCGCAUGAUGUAUGCCGGCGCGAAGGAGCUCUUGAGGAAUACGGCCGAGGUCGGCAAGGUAAUUGAUGUGGAGAGCCCAGAGGAUUUAGAAGAUAUCCCCAAUAAGUUGAGCACCGAAUAA